AUGGGCUCUGACAGAAAAUGCUACUUUCCUUCUGGCGCGGAAGCCCCAGGGAACGUCCCAUGCUCCAAAGAUACAGUUGCCUCAUGCUGCGGUGAGGAGGACAUAUGUCUGUCCAAUGGAUUAUGCCUAAACGUCGGGCAUCAGCCGUAUGUUCUUUCGCGAGGGGCUUGCACCAGCGACAGCUGGGCGACAGGAUGUGCGCCUUAUUGCACGAAUGCGACGCCUCACGAAGGCGCCUCUAUCAUCAACCUCACCUAUCAAAAUGGCACUGCCGAAUAUUGCUGCGGCACUCCGGUGAUCAGCAACGAUGCCAUCGUCUGCCCCGAUGGCGACUCGACCGGCUUCACUGUCCCGUCAGGAACGCCUCUCGCCGGCGCAGCACUUCUCUUUAACGUCUCCUCUUUCGCUCAAUCCUCAUUACCAACAUCGACAUCUAAUUCCACAGCAGGCUCCUGCGAAUCAGAAUUCUCAACCUGCCAUCAAACAGCGAUUGGAGUUGGAGUUGGCGUUUCUUUGGGAGUGGUCGCUAUAAUAUCCAUCAUGUGGGCGCUCUUGGAGAGGGCAAGGGCUACAAAAAGAAGCGCGAUUCCCUUUUCAGGUGGGAAUGAUGUUGGCGGAUCAUAUGGGCAACUGGACCAACAUGAACAUCGCCCUGGACCAGUGGAACUGGGAUCACUACAUGCAACACAAGAGUUGGAUGGCGCGACAACGUCAGAGCUCAUGGCAGCAGGAGCGCCUAUGAAACGGCGAUGA
Penicillium argentinense is the source of this 753-nucleotide messenger RNA. RefSeq lists its product as uncharacterized. NCBI's taxonomy places the organism in Eukaryota, Fungi, Ascomycota, Eurotiomycetes, Eurotiales, Aspergillaceae. The record is from RefSeq and is a predicted model, not a curated record. The transcript is spliced from 2 exons. Bases 1 to 753 code for a protein of 250 amino acids.